CCAGCAGAGCUCCAAAGAACGCAGACACAACAGGCUUCUAUCAAACUGGGGAAGAUCUGAGGAGGAACUGAAUGCCUGUCUUCCAUCUUCAUCAAAGCGUUUAAGAAGAUAGAGGAGCAUUUGGAUUAAAGCAAGGGAUCUGUUCAGGUGUCUGUGUGCAGGCAGAGACCUGGCAGAGAGAAGACACCUUUUGACUGGAUAUAUCACAGCUGCUGACUAAAAACCUGACCCAAAACUGGACAUGCACUGAGGUCGCCACAGUGGAGACGAAUAGGGAAAGGGAGACUCCCCCUGGAAAUGUCUUGCUCAAGCACACCUCGGCCCUGCAGGACUUUUUGCUAUCAGAGAUUUUGAAAGCAGUUUUUCAAGUUGAAAGGCAGCGUCCUGACUCACUGUGCCACUCUGCUGCUCCCAAAUGACCCUUGUCAGAUCCACUUCAGCCCAGCAGAGAAAUCCCUGUACUCUGUAACCGAGAAUGUGUCUCACGCCUGAGGCUCCUUGAUGCCUUAAAUCUUUUCUGGAGGCUUUUACGCUGUUGAUUCUGGAGAAGUAUGGGAUCAUGGCUGUGUGGAGGACCUCAUUUUUGGGGAUAAACGCUACAAGCCACAGGCAGCGCCGCAGUCACUGAAGCUGCGAGCCAUGUCAGUGGUCUACUUACAUCGUCUCUGUGGAUUAAUAGAGUUGCUGUUGUCACCCCUGCGUCCCGUUUAAGCUAUAUCUUGGAUUUAGCUCCAACAAUUUGCAGGUUUUAACACAUUUGAACCAGGAGUCAGUUAUGACAAGCAAUGUUUGCUUUUCACCUGGACUGUGUAGGACAUAUUUGCAAGAUCUUUACAAUCAGCUGCCAUCUUCAAUCAAUCUCUGCCUACACAGACUUUGACACCUUCUCCAGUUUAAUGCAGGAGCAAGCCAUCAUAUAGCUCUGUCCAAAUUGGCUCUUAAACAUCCGGGCCUGACCUCUGACCCCUGAUCUGCGAACCUGCAAUGAACUGCACUCCUAAUGCCACCAUCACGCCGCAGCUGGGACUUGUCCUGAGCCCAGGGUCUGGAGACGGAGGGUCUCAGGAGAGCGCUGGUGGUGGAGGCAGUGGAGGCCUUUGGGUGACGUCCCUGCUCGGUGCCACGCUGAUGAUGAUGUGCGCCAUGGGUGUGGCAGGCAACAUGUACACGCUCAUCAUCACGCGCUCAGCCGCUUUGCGCCGGAUGGGCUCCAUGUACGUUUACAUCAUCAAUUUGGCUCUGGCUGACCUGCUCUACUUGUCCACCAUCCCCUUCGUGGUCUGCACAUACUUUGCCCAUGACUGGCUGUUUGGUGAGGCCGGUUGUCGUAUCCUGCUGAGUCUCGACCUCCUCACCAUGCACGCAAGUGUCUUCAUUUUGGUUGCUAUGAGCGUGGAACGCUACCGUGCCGUGGCCAGGCCCUUCAGUGCCCACAGGUCCUCGUCCCGCAGGCGAAAGCUAGUGGCAGGGAUUAUCUGGGGCACAGCUUUCGUGCUGACGCUUCCCAUGAUGGUGAUGAUCCGACUCAGGGUGGGCAAACCGACUGCGGCUGGUUUGGUUAAGAGGAUCUGCUUCCCUACCUGGACCCCGGAGGCCUUCAAGGCGUAUAUCACCGUCCUGUUUCUCACAAGUGUUUUAGUUCCGGGAUUGGUAAUCGUUGGGCUGUAUGUGGGGCUAGCCAGGCGUUACUGGUCAGCGCAGGCUAGCCUAGGAGGUAGCGGCCGUUCUUCCCGGCGGAGAGGACUCAAACAAAAAGUCGUAACAAUGAUCUUUAGCAUUGUCGUGGCCUACUGGGCUUGUUUCUUGCCUUUCUGGGCAUGGCAGCUGGCCAAACUGUUCUCCUCAGAGUCCCUCAGAGCUCUGUCUCCGGCUGCUCAUAAUUAUGUGAAUUUCUUUGUCACGUGUCUAACCUAUGGGAACAGUUGUAUCAACCCAUUUCUUUACACUCUUCUGACCCGGAACUAUAAAGAUUAUUUGGCACAGAAAGGCCAGUCUGUGGGCUCGAGCAGGGCUGACCCCGGGUCAGUUAUGACCACGCCACUGCAGGACCUUUAGUGGAUGAAUAAAUGAUUGAGCGUAGGCACUCGAGCAAGAACAUGCUGUUAAUGCCCUCAUCAGCCUGAGAUGGGACAUUUUUGUUACAGCAAUUUUGUACAAAACUGAAAAAUGUCAUAUUUUUGAGAUGCUUGUAAACUGAAACAGCACUUUCUACGAACUGGCUGCAAACAUAUGCUGUGUGAUGCUACACGUUUCCAGCUCUGUUGAGAAGCAGAACCAAAGCUGUUAAGGAUUUGGAGAACUCAAGCACAGCAGGUGGAUGUUUGCUAACAUGAAAGCCUGACUUUAAGUCUCCUGGUUGGAGGACAAACAGCACAAACGACACAGUACUGGAUUUGUGUUCUGCAUUGUAUAUUCUAACACUUAUCCGUGUACAAAUUCUGCCUGUCUAACAAUCUCCAGUUCUGCGCAUUGGAUUUGUAUCUUUAAGCUGCUGAUAUUUGAGUUCAAAUGUUUUUACCAAAUUAAAAAUGUUUGAAUUUGCAUUAGAAAGGCAACAAAAAGGGAAUUUUUUGGUAGUUCUGAACAUAUUUUGGAAGAAAUACUGGUCACAAGAAUUCAUACAGCAAUCAAUUACUGUAAAAAAAGAAAAGAAAAGAAAAAAGUAUAAUGUUUGGACAAUGGAAUCAAAUGCAAAGACCUGCUUUCAGUUUUUCUUGCACUCUCCCAUUUUCCGUCCACCUUGCACACAUGCACAAACUCGCAUACGUACCGAAAAGGAUAUUUCAUCUCCUUCCAGGGAAUGUGGUUGCAUCGUGUCACAUUCCUCAGCCUCGGGCCACCGCUUCUUUGA
This is a messenger RNA of Chelmon rostratus (copperband butterflyfish), 2851 nucleotides long. RefSeq names its product urotensin-2 receptor. Gene Ontology annotation, cellular component: membrane. The transcript has a single exon. The coding region runs from base 985 to 2055 and encodes 356 amino acids. The record is from RefSeq and is a predicted model, not a curated record. NCBI's taxonomy places the organism in Eukaryota, Metazoa, Chordata, Actinopteri, Chaetodontiformes, Chaetodontidae. Gene Ontology annotation, biological process: regulation of blood pressure; neuropeptide signaling pathway; blood vessel diameter maintenance. Gene Ontology annotation, molecular function: urotensin II receptor activity.